CAUCAUUUAACUUCCAAGGUUACAUUGCCUAAUUGCCAUCAAUGGGGAAGAUUAAUCCUUCCAUAGUUCGGCCUUUAGGCUGUUGUUUAUCCCUCCUCAUAGUAUCAUCCUUAUUAUCUUCUACCACUUUAGCAUUAUCUGACGCCGAAGUCUCAUUCGUUGCUCAUACUCAACUACAAACUUUUAACGAAAAUGGGCACGAUUUGCCCGACGGUUAUGAUCUAAAAGUAAAUGUAGCCUUCAACUUCCCAAAUUCGAGGCUCCGUAAAGCCUACAUUGCCCUCCAAGCAUGGAAAUCGGCAAUUUAUUCGGACCCAAAUGGCGCGACAAAAAAUUGGGUUGGUCCGAAUGUUUGUGACUACAAGGGCAUAUUUUGUUCCCAGGCCCUCGAUGAUGAGAAGUUAACCGUGGUUUCUGGCAUAGACUUGAAUCACGAAGACAUCGCGGGUUAUCUCCCCGUAGAGUUAGGCCUCCUUACGGACCUGGCCCUUAUCCACAUUAACUCUAACCGAUUUUGUGGGAUUAUUCCCAAGAGCUUCUCCAAACUUUCACUCCUUUACGAGCUUGAUGUUAGUAACAACCGUUUUGUAGGAGUUUUUCCACAAGUCGUGCUCGAGUUAAAGACACUCACAUAUCUUGAUCUUCGAUUCAAUAACUUCGAGGGGUGUUUGCCUCCAGAGGUCUUCAACAGGCCAUUUGACGCGUUGUUACUCAACGACAAUAGGUUCCAUUGUCCUAUCCCGGACACUAUUGGUAACGCAACGACAUCUCUUAUAGUAUUGGCAAACAACAAGUUCACCGGAUGUAUCCCCAAAACUAUAGGCAACAUAGCAGGUAAAGUGAAUCAAAUUGUUUUCCGGGGAAACAAGUUAAGUGGUUGUAUGCCAUCCGAGUUGGGGAAGCUUCAUAACGUGACCGUUCUAGAUUUAUCUAAGAAUGAGUUCGUUGGUUCUAUUCCUAAAUGUUUCUCUAGCCUUGUAAAUUUGGAAUCCUUAGAUUUGUCGGGCAACAAAUUCACUGGAUUGGUUGGUGAUGAUAUUUGUCAGUUGCCAUUAUUGGAACAAUUCUUUUUCUCUAGUAACUAUUUUAACGGCGAGGGCAAGAGCUGUGAUUUGUUUUUAAGGAAGAAUAUCUAUUAUGACGACAAGAAGAAUUGUUUGUCGGGUAAACAUAAUCAAAGAUCGCCAAAAGAAUGUUUCCCGGUGGUGUCACACACAAUUGACUGUGAAAAUUUUAAUUGUGGGGGGCAACCAUCUAAGCCUACUCCAAGCAUAGCACAUGGAGACGAUGGAGAGACGCCUAAGUCACCUACACCAGAACACAAUGAACCACACCCUCAAGUACCAACUCCUGCUCCGGAACAAGAUGAUCAUGGAAGAUCACCUGUUAGACCAUCUACACCACCACCAGUACCUGCCCCAACACCAGAUGAUCACAAAAGAAUGCCAGUUAGACCAUCAACACCUACACCAGAAAUUAUUCAUCAAGAGUCUCCACCUCCUACUCCAGUGUACUCACCACCUCCAACACCCGUAAAUCCACCUCCACCACAAGUUUACUCGCCACCUCCAACACCGGUAAAUCCACCUCCACCACGGAUUUACUCGCCACCUCCAACACCCGUAAAUCCACCUCCACCACAAGUUUACUCGCCACCUCCAACACCGGUAAAUCCACCUCCACCACGUGUUUACUCACCACCUCCAACACCAUUACAAUCUCCUCCACCCCCAGUUUACUCACCACCUCCAACACCAAUAUAUUCCCCCCCUCCUCCAGUUUAUUCACCACCUCCACCUCCCGUUCAUUCCCCUCCACCACCAGUUCACUCCCCUCCACCCCCAGUCCACUCUCCUCCACCACCCACACCAUCUCCACCACCACCAUCCCCUGUUUAUCCUCCACCACCUCCAUCCCCUGUCUAUUCUCCACCACCACCACCACCCGUUCAUUCUCCUCCACCUCCCGUCCAUUCCCCUCCACCACCUGUCCACUCACCUCCACCUCCAUCCCCUGUUUACUCUCCCCCACCGCCUCCAGUACAAUCACCACCACCACCGGCUCCCAAGCCUUCACCUCCCCCACCAGCUCCAAAGCCGUCACCUCCCCCACCAGUGUUCUCUCCUCCACCAUCUCCUAAGCCUUCACCUCCACCACCAGCUCCAAAGCCAUCACCUCCCCCACCAGUGUUCUCCCCGCCACCAUCUCCUAGGCUUUCACCCCCACCUCCUGUUUUCUCUCCUCCACCACCUGUUCGAUCGCCGCCUCCACCUGUACAUUCCCCACCACCACCAGUUCCAUCUCCAUCUCCACCACCUCCUGAUGUUAAUCUACCACCAUUCAUGGGUUUCCAAUACUCAUCACCGCCACCACCCAUGUUCCCUGGGUAUUAAUUAGUGUUCAUUAUCAAAAAUUAAGACAUUAUUUUUCAUCAGAUUCUUACAUUGCAAUUAAUCUUUUCUUGUACUUGUUAAAGAGGAAAAAAUGUUUAUAACCUUGUACGGAGUAUUAUUAAUGUUUAAAUCUUGUAUUUCCGGUUAACCUUUUUAACAACAAUUGAGUAUUGAC
This is a messenger RNA of Spinacia oleracea (spinach), 2568 nucleotides long. Its product is annotated as pollen-specific leucine-rich repeat extensin-like protein 4. The transcript has a single exon. The record is from RefSeq and is a predicted model, not a curated record. Bases 42 to 2393 code for a protein of 783 amino acids. NCBI's taxonomy places the organism in Eukaryota, Viridiplantae, Streptophyta, Magnoliopsida, Caryophyllales, Amaranthaceae. Gene Ontology annotation, molecular function: protein binding.